CUUCAGGCCUUACUAAUCAAUGUUGAUGUCUGCCGCUUGUUAGCCGAAGCUCUUCGUGGCCAAACUUCUCCCCUCAACAUGUUUCUGUCUGCUGCUGUCCGCUCUGCGGUGUCCCAGGCGGCCAGGCAGGUGAGGAGUCUGCACCAGUCUGCCGCUCGCGCUGGAGCUGGAGGCAUCUUCGUGCACAGAGACACUCCCGACAACAAUCCCGACACCCCGUUUGAGUUCACUGAAGAGAACAAAAAGAGGAUUGAGGCCAUCAUUUCCAUGUACCCUCAUGGACACAAGCAGGCAGCCACCAUCCCAGUGCUGGAUUUAGCUCAGAGGCAACACGGCUGGCUCCCCAUCUCGGCCAUGAAUAAGGUGGCCGAAGUGCUGGAAGUGCCUCCGAUGAGGGUGUACGAAGUAGCCACGUUUUAUACCAUGUUCCUCCGUCAGCCUGUGGGAAAAUACUUCAUUCAGAUCUGCACAACAACACCCUGCAUGCUCUGCAACUCCGACAGCAUCCUGGAAGCCAUCCAAAACAAACUGGGUAUCAAAGUGGGAGAAACCACGGCGGAUAAGAUGUUCACGUUGAUAGAGGUGGAGUGCCUGGGCGCCUGCGUCAACGCCCCGAUGGUCCAGAUCAACGACAACUAUUAUGAGGAUCUCACACCCAAGGACAUCGAAGAUAUCAUCGAUGAGCUUAAAGCCGGCAGAGUCCCACCCCCAGGACCCAGGAACGGCCGCUUCUCCUGUGAGCCUGCAGGAGGACUGACGUCUCUGACCGAGCCGCCGCCGGGACCGGGAUUCGGCGUCAGAGCCGACCUGUAGGCGCCUCUAUCUGCUUUUUUUGGAAGCAACUUGUCCCUGAAGCUGGCGUGUUUAACUCGGACAUACUGUGUAAAUAAACUGUUGAUGUUCCUCUA
Salarias fasciatus (jewelled blenny) is the source of this 908-nucleotide messenger RNA. RefSeq names its product NADH dehydrogenase [ubiquinone] flavoprotein 2, mitochondrial-like. Gene Ontology annotation, biological process: mitochondrial electron transport, NADH to ubiquinone. Gene Ontology annotation, cellular component: respiratory chain complex I. The transcript is spliced from 8 exons. The record is from RefSeq and is a predicted model, not a curated record. Gene Ontology annotation, molecular function: NADH dehydrogenase activity. Bases 79 to 813 code for a protein of 244 amino acids. NCBI's taxonomy places the organism in Eukaryota, Metazoa, Chordata, Actinopteri, Blenniiformes, Blenniidae.